Molecule: messenger RNA, 2264 nt
Organism: Glossina fuscipes
Lineage: Eukaryota; Metazoa; Arthropoda; Insecta; Diptera; Glossinidae
Gene: eas
Product: ethanolamine kinase
Exons: 4
Coding region: 550-1854 (434 amino acids)
Biological process (GO): phosphatidylethanolamine biosynthetic process
Cellular component (GO): cytoplasm
Molecular function (GO): ethanolamine kinase activity
Source: RefSeq, a predicted model, not a curated record
UUUAAAUUAAAAAAAAAAAAAAUUUUAAAAGCCUGAAAAACUACAAUAAAAUUAAUAGAUGAAAAAUCGAUAAAAAUAGAUUGGUUAGAAAUAGAUUGCUUGUAACAGCGUGGAGAAAACAUAGAACGAAACGCUUGAAAGAAAAAGAUUCUGCGCAAUUUUGCGUGUGUUAACUUGGCUUUUUGUUUUCUACAUUAAAACAUAUCACAAUUAUUUGAUGAAUUUUUUCUUUUCUUUUUUUCAUUUUAUUUAUAUAUUUUUUUUUUUGCCAAUACGCUCAUGUCGCAUUGACAGCAUAUAAAUAUUUUUGUAUACAACCAAGUUUUUAUUAACUGAAAAGGCGUGUAAACAAUAAAUACUUAAAUUAGGAGGUGUGUGUGUGUGUCUCAUCGCGGUAAGAAAAAUUCAAAAAUAAACAAAUCCGCAUAAUAUCAAUAUUGCGAUUUGAUUUAGUAAACGAAAACAAUACAAAAAAAAUAAAUAAAUAAAUAAAAUAAUUUAAAAAAAUAUUGGUAAACAAGAACAACUACAACAAAUUAGCAUCAAUCCAUGCGAUUUAUAAUGGGCUCUGAAACAGAAAUAAAUGGCUAUGAUGAAAUUCCAUAUGGUGUUGCUUCCUCACAACCGAUUGAUAUAAACGUUUAUAAUUCAAAUCUUCCCUUAUCCAGUAAUGGCGUUUGCGUCAACAAUAACGGUGACGAUCGCUCAACGAUCCCAUCUUCGCCGGUAACAGCAGUAACAGAAACCGAUUGCGUAUCUUAUGUUCCUGUUUGUAUAAAUGAAAACGAUGUUAUUGAAGGAGCUAAGCAAAUUCUAACAGCAAUUAGAUCACACUGGGACCUAAAGUUUGUUCAAUUUAAGAAAUUCACCGAUGGCAUAACAAACAAAUUGAUUGGGUGUUUUUAUAAUCCUCCAACGUUUUGCUGCAAUAAAAUCGCGUGUACUAAUACCGCAAACGGCUAUCCAGAUGUUGACGAUUUAAAUAAUGUAGUCUUGAUACGGGUGUAUGGGAAUAAAACGGAUUUGCUAAUAGAUCGAGAGAAGGAGAUCGAGAAUAUUAAAUUAUUGCAUUCGUAUCAAUUUGCUCCGUCGUUAUAUGCGACUUUUAAGAACGGUUUAGCUUAUGAAUUUGUACCUGGUGUUACGCUUAAUCCCGAUAAUGUUUUGCAACCGGAAUUGUGGUCUCUAGUUGCUAAACGUAUGGCCGAAAUGCAUCGAAUAGUGAAUGCAAAAGAUACAUCGAUACAACCGAUGCCUAUGCUUUUAAAGAAAAUGGAGCGUUUCUUUGAUUUGGUACCAAGUCGUUUUAGUAAAGCCCAACUGCAUAAAAGACUUGAAGGUACAUUCUUGCCCGUCGAACGUAUGCGCCAGGAAUUCGCACAACUCUAUAAACGAUUGGAGACAUUAAAUUCACCGGUUGUGUUCUCACACAAUGACUUGCUAUUGGGCAAUAUUGUCUAUACUCAAGACUUGCAGAAAGUAACAUUUAUCGACUACGAAUAUGCUGACUAUAAUUUUCAAGCAUUCGAUAUAGGAAAUCAUUUUGCCGAAUUCGCUGGCGUUGACACCGUCGAUUAUACCCGUUAUCCGAAUCGUGAAUUUCAAUUAAAAUGGCUGCGUGUUUAUCUGGAAAAUUAUUUACUAAAAACCGAUAUAACAGUUGACGAAAUUGAAUGUCUGUAUAUGCAAGUUAAUCAAUUUGCAUUGGCAGCUCAUUUCUUCUGGACAAUUUGGUCCUUAGUGCAGGCAGAAUAUUCGACAAUUGAUUUCGAUUAUGCUGAAUAUGCGUUCCUGCGUUACCAAGAGUAUUUGGCUAAAAAGGAUGAAUUUCUUGCUUUAAACUAUCAAAACUAACUAAGUUAUUUAUAGCUCAGAGAUAAAAUAUGUUUACAAAGAGAAACUACGCCAAAGUGUUUAAAUACUUUAGAAGAUAUAUUCAUUCUUCUUAGCAUUUCUCAUAAAGGAUAAGGAACGGUGCUGCGAACUUAUUGCUUUUUUUCUUUAUUUUUUAAUAAAUGUUUUUUUUUUUUUUUUUUUUUUUUCUACUAAUUUUUAAGCAUAUAUAUAUAUAUAUUUUAUCCGCAUUUUAUAUCACUGUUACACAGGUUUUAUUUACUAACUAUCAUAGAAUCAAGAGCAUUCCUUUAAACGAUUUAUAUUACGGAUUUAAAUAUUUACAUAGAACGAGCUCGUUGUUGUGAAAAAUUAUGUCAAUUCAAAAAUAAAAAAUUAUUUUCUUAUAUUUUCGCGCUUUUAUUUUGUUU